GCGUCACGCUCACACGUCGCGAGUACAAUUUUUGUGUGGACGUCCAGUGUGUGGCUGUUGUGGGAAAAGCUGAAGAAAAUUGCAUUUUUUGCAUAAUGCGCGGCGUGAAAAGCUAACAAAAGUUGUGCUAAAUCAAAAUUCGAUAGUCUGGCCACGGUUUGUGCAUAAGAGCGGGCGGCGCGAACGUGUUUGGUGCACAAAAACCACGUCUCGAAAAAGUUAAGAAUUCUACGUGCACACAUUUUUUUGGCUGCCAUAUAUAAAAAAAACGCAUACAAACGCAUUUUCUUGCUGUAUAUGCGGAGGAGCACACACACACACACAGAGCGACAGACACGCAUACAAUUGCACUCACGAGAUAUGCGAGCAUAAAGAAGAAUUUUUUCUUAGUUGUAUUACAAGAGCAUUAGAUACAUAUAUAAGUAUAUAAAUAUACAUAUAUACACGCCUAGGUGUGUACAUAAAAGAUACAUACAUAUAAAAUUAAACGAAAGCUGUGCCUACAUUUGUGUUCUUUUCCAAUACUAAAAUAACAACAACAAACAAUAAUAAUAAUAAUAAUAAUAAUCAUACGAGUAAUAUAAAUAAAAUAAUGCAAGUCGAGCGAGAGACAGCGACAAGAUAACACACCCACUUGUCUGCUGAUAAUUCCAAUUUAUAUAUAAUAAGCCUACGCCACGCCCACGCGCAACUACAACAACAACAACAAAAAACAAAACAAAUGCAAAAUCAACCAAACGAAUAAAACUUUAAACUACUUUAAAGUGUGAUAAGCAAAAGGCUGAAAUCAAAAACAAAAUAAUUAGUAGAAAACCAAAAGCAAAGGCAACAACAAAUACAACAACAACAACAAAGAAACCAACAAUCAAUUACAUUUUACACCAAAACACGAAAAGCAAACACGAGCCAACAUUUUUUACAUUAAUUAUUUUUCUUAAACCAAAACCUAACUUAGUGCAAAAACAUGUAUCCAGUUGGACAACAGUCACAGUGGACCCCCUCGCCCACUCGGCCUCAGAGUCCCUCUCAGGCGCAGACUAGCUUCGACACGCUCACAUCACCACCAGCGCCCGGCUCGUCGGUCAAUCCCACCGCCGUCACCAGCCCAAGUGCCCAGAAUGUGGCCGCUGGUGGAGCAACUGUGGCCGGUGCAGCAGCAACUGCCGCCCAGGUGGCCUCCGCCUUGGGUGCCACCACCGGCAGCGUGACGCCAGCAAUUGCCACCGCCACGCCAGCCACGCAGCCGGACAUGCCGGUCUUCACGUGUCCACGUCGCCCGAAUCUCGGACGAGAGGGUCGCCCGAUUGUGCUGCGCGCCAAUCACUUCCAGGUGACAAUGCCGCGUGGCUAUGUGCAUCACUAUGACAUCAAUAUACAGCCGGACAAGUGUCCGCGAAAGGUGAACCGCGAGAUUAUCGAGACCAUGGUGCAUGCCUAUAGCAAGAUCUUCGGAGUGCUCAAGCCUGUGUUCGAUGGUCGCAACAAUCUGUACACACGCGAUCCCCUGCCCAUUGGCAACGAGCGUCUGGAGCUGGAGGUUACUCUACCCGGCGAGGGCAAGGAUCGAAUCUUUCGCGUGACGAUCAAGUGGCAGGCUCAGGUCUCGCUCUUCAAUUUGGAGGAAGCUCUCGAAGGCCGCACGCGGCAGAUACCUUAUGAUGCCAUUUUGGCGCUCGAUGUGGUCAUGCGCCAUCUGCCCAGCAUGACGUACACGCCAGUGGGACGCAGCUUCUUCAGUUCCCCGGAGGGUUACUACCAUCCGCUGGGUGGUGGACGCGAAGUUUGGUUCGGUUUCCAUCAGAGCGUAAGGCCCUCGCAGUGGAAGAUGAUGCUCAAUAUCGAUGUCUCGGCCACCGCUUUCUACAAGGCUCAACCAGUCAUUGACUUCAUGUGCGAGGUGCUGGACAUUCGCGACAUCAACGAGCAGCGAAAACCGCUCACCGAUUCGCAGCGCGUCAAGUUCACCAAGGAGAUCAAGGGUCUCAAGAUCGAGAUCACCCACUGCGGCCAGAUGCGUCGCAAGUAUCGUGUGUGCAACGUCACUCGCCGCCCCGCUCAGAUGCAAUCAUUCCCACUGCAGCUGGAGAACGGACAGACCGUAGAGUGCACCGUGGCCAAGUACUUCCUGGACAAGUACCGCAUGAAGUUGCGCUACCCGCACUUGCCCUGCCUGCAGGUUGGCCAAGAGCACAAGCACACUUACCUGCCUCUGGAGGUAUGCAACAUUGUGGCCGGACAGCGGUGCAUCAAGAAGCUGACCGAUAUGCAGACGUCGACCAUGAUCAAGGCCACAGCUCGUUCUGCUCCGGAUCGCGAGCGUGAGAUUAACAACUUGGUUAAGCGCGCCGACUUCAACAACGAUUCGUAUGUGCAGGAGUUUGGCCUGACCAUCUCCAAUUCGAUGAUGGAGGUACGAGGACGCGUCUUGCCGCCUCCCAAGCUUCAGUAUGGGGGACGUGUGUCCACCGGCCUCACCGGCCAGCAGCUGUUCCCGCCACAGAACAAGGUGAGCUUGGCCUCGCCCAACCAGGGUGUAUGGGAUAUGCGCGGCAAGCAGUUCUUCACUGGCGUCGAGAUCCGCAUCUGGGCCAUCGCCUGUUUCGCCCCACAGCGCACGGUGCGCGAGGAUGCGCUGCGUAAUUUCACCCAGCAGCUGCAGAAGAUCUCAAACGAUGCCGGCAUGCCGAUAAUUGGACAGCCGUGCUUCUGCAAGUACGCCACCGGGCCGGAUCAAGUGGAACCCAUGUUCCGUUACCUGAAGAUCACCUUCCCAGGGCUGCAGCUCGUCGUGGUUGUGCUGCCCGGCAAGACUCCGGUGUACGCCGAGGUGAAGCGUGUGGGUGACACCGUUCUGGGCAUGGCCACCCAGUGUGUGCAGGCCAAGAACGUGAACAAGACGUCGCCACAGACGCUCUCUAAUCUGUGUCUGAAGAUCAACGUCAAGUUGGGCGGCAUCAAUUCAAUUCUGGUCCCCUCUAUUCGGCCAAAGGUCUUCAAUGAGCCGGUCAUCUUUUUGGGUGCCGAUGUGACACACCCACCAGCUGGCGACAACAAGAAACCAUCGAUUGCCGCCGUCGUGGGCUCCAUGGAUGCCCAUCCAUCGCGCUAUGCCGCCACCGUUCGCGUACAGCAGCACCGACAGGAGAUCAUCCAGGAGCUGAGCAGCAUGGUGCGCGAGCUGUUGAUCAUGUUCUACAAGUCGACGGGCGGCUACAAGCCCCACCGCAUCAUACUCUAUCGUGACGGAGUCUCCGAGGGACAAUUCCCACAUGUCCUGCAACACGAAUUGACCGCCAUUCGAGAGGCCUGCAUCAAGCUGGAGCCAGAAUAUCGGCCGGGCAUCACAUUCAUCGUGGUGCAGAAGCGCCAUCACACUCGACUCUUCUGCGCGGAGAAGAAGGAGCAGAGCGGCAAGUCGGGCAAUAUUCCCGCAGGCACCACAGUCGAUGUGGGCAUCACACAUCCCACCGAAUUCGAUUUCUAUCUGUGCAGCCAUCAGGGCAUCCAGGGCACCAGUCGCCCCUCGCACUACCACGUUCUGUGGGACGACAAUCACUUUGACUCGGACGAGCUGCAGUGCCUCACGUAUCAGCUAUGCCAUACGUACGUGCGCUGCACCCGAUCCGUCAGUAUACCGGCGCCAGCCUACUACGCCCAUCUAGUGGCCUUCCGUGCCAGAUACCAUCUGGUGGAGAAGGAGCACGAUUCGGGCGAGGGCUCGCACCAGAGCGGCUGCUCAGAGGAUCGCACGCCAGGUGCCAUGGCCAGGGCCAUCACUGUGCACGCGGAUACCAAGAAGGUCAUGUACUUUGCCUAAAAAGUAUCGCCCCUCCCCAAUACCAACACCAAAAAGCUAAAGAAUACAAAAUCAGUUUCGAAUUUCGAUUCGAAUAAGCAACUCCCCACUUCCUACCCUCAGAUCAGAAAGCGGAAAGCGAAUGAAAGCCAAGCAUAGAAGUUUAGAAUUAAGUUACGUUUUACGUUGAGAGAGCGCGGAUGGUUGGAAAACCCAACCAGAAUACGAAGAUCUUGCAUGCAUUAGUUUACAAACACGUACAUAUAUAGUAAGCAGAGGUAUGAAAAUCCCACAAAGACACACAAACAGCAUCCACACACUCAUCCACUCAUCCACACACACACACACAAAGCAGAUAGCCACACAGUGAGAAAUAAUAGAAAAUGUUAGCCAAUCGAAUGUCAGGCACAAGUUUGCGAAAUCAAAGAAAUGUGAGAAUUCUCAAAAACAAGCGUAGCAAACAAAUUGAAUGCAAAUAGGAAAUCAACUAAAGGGAACAAAAACUACGACAGCAACACCAACCAACACCAGAUAACAAAACAAAACAUAUAAAAAACGAAACCUAACAAAAAUGGAAGUGAAAUUAAGUGAAAAGUGAGCGUCAUCAGCACGAGAGAGAGAGACGAGUUUUGUAAUAGAAAUUACGAUUAAAUUGUACAAUAUAUUUUUACACGAUACGAAAUGAAGACAUGAUGAAUGAUAAUGAAUGAAUGCAUACAACCAAAGGUUUUUAGUAUACAAAAUGAAUACGUUGCUGAUCGACUCACACAGCAAACACCACAAGAACACCAACCACUCGGAUUCUCUGUACUGUGAACGAAGACCACCACCAAAAUAUAAACAAAAACCACAAGCGACAUUAAAGCGACAAGCAUUGAAAGAGUGUGUAGACACAACUUAGCAUGUACUAAUGAAAUACUUCAAUACUUCAACUAGGGCGCUGACAAAACCGAGCAAGAACAUUUAAUAGUUUGUAAGUUGGGCUCUACCAAAAACCAAACACAAAAAGAGAGAGAAAAAAAAAAUGCAAGUAAGGCCAGAUGAGUUAAGUGGGCGAUGAUGAAUAACGAGAACUGCAAUUUCAACAAGGGACAAACUUUUGGUCAAAACAAUAGCUAUACUUAUAGAGCAGAGCCUAGUAUAUACAUACAUACAUAACUAAGCCUAGAACUAACAUUUAAAGUUUUUACGAAACGAAAACCAAGCGGAUGAUGUAGAAUACUUAAAUUCAAAAGUGCAAAUAACACGGUAGCAGACACGUUACGUUGGCAGUGCUGAUAUUUUAUGUUAGUCCUUAGUUUACCCUUUUUUAUGCACCACACCACACAAUCAGACUCCGAACUUCUUCAACCCCCCUCGAGUCCAAGGCAUAUCACUCAAUGUCCUCUUAUUUAUGUACCUCCUACAAUAAGCCCUAUGAUAUAUUUAGUUGUACCUUAUAUACAUAUAUAUAUUUUUUUAAAACGAAUGCCUAACGAAAUUUGUUGAUUUCUUCAUGUUGAUGCUUCGAAUUGGCUACUUCGCUGCUUUUCGUUGUAAUAAUUUCGUAUUAAUUAACUUUAGAUCAAAGUGGUGUACGGGUAAUAUAAACAAGGUAACUCUUCUCCACCGUCCGCCGGAGGGAGGUGGCAACAACAUUUCAAUAUUUUACAAAGUAGUUUUAGUUUCGCCAAAAUCAACAAGCAAACAAGCAAACAAACAAUAUCAAUAUCAAUAUGAAACGUAUGCUUAGUAAUUGUACUAUAUCGAGGACACAGUUCAAGUUAACAUUAUAAUGAGUUGUUAUUUAUGCGGCGCGGGCGACGACGAUCUAUCCACUCGGAGUCUCCCGGGCCAAACCUAAUUUAUAAUUGUAUACAUCCUUCUUCACAGAACCUUUAAUUUAGAUUUAGUUUCCAAGUUUGCAAGCUGUUUUGCCAAUCGUACAUUAUGUGAGCAUUAUAAAAUACAUAAUAUAUAUAAAUCUAUAUGCUUAUAUUUAAUCAUUUACAGCACUUACAAAUUAGUUGGUAAUCCUCAAAAUAUAUGUAUAACGAAAGUGAACAGAACGGAAGGAAGGAGGUCGCAUGCGGUCCCUCAAAAUGUUGAAUCGAACUUUUAGAAAUCUCUUUGGAUUUGAAAUCAUAUGCCAACUUGUGGAACUUCACGAAUGAUUUCAAAUCCCUUGAUAUUUCACAAUUUGAUAUAUUAUUUUUAAAUCUGCAUACUCAAUGCCUGUUUUUAAACUUCUCGAUGUUAAUCAUUCAUUUGGUCAACUACUUCAAGUGCAAUGAUAUCUCUUGCGGAAAUUUUAAAACCAGAGUUAAUAUUUUAAGGUAUUCAGCUGCAGUUCUUUUUUUCUAAAUUUGACUAGUCCUUCCAACGAGGCUCAAUAUAGCUGAUAUUAAUAGCUUAUUAAUUAAUUAAUAUUAAUUGAUAAUGCGUUUAAAUGCGAUUAACAUUUUGUGGGGCUGUGCAAUCAAUGUGUGGGUGUAUUUGUUGACUUAUUCAUUUUCCAUUUGUUUUUCUAGUAACGUUUCUACACAAGGGAUUAAAAUUGUAAACUUAUUUCUUAACUUUUACUUAAAGCAACCCGAUGCAAAAAAAAAAACAAAAACAAAAUCCAACAAAAAAACGAAUCAAACAAUUUUAGUUUUAAGAAAAAACAAAAAACGAAAACGAAACAAUGCAAAGGAGUUCGCGAUUCGGGGCUCGAUUUUUGAGAUCGGCCAGAAAGAACCAACAUUUACAUUAUAUAUUCACUUAGUUUAAGCUGAAGCUGAAAUGUGUGCCGACAAUGAAUGCAUCUCGUAGUUGUAAAAUGAGCGAAAUAUUCAACAAUAAUUUACUUUACCACACAAUACAUGAGAAAGUCCAAAGCUUUAACUUACUCGCAAGAUGAAUGAAGCGGAAAUAUCGGUGGGAAAACCCUUAUCACUAAUGAAAAUGCCAAUAACAAGCUGCUAUCUCCUCCCAUCCAAGAAAAAUGGGCUGUAACAGUUGUCCCUAUAUACACGCGUAAACUUAUACAUAUAUAGUAAAGCUGGAUAACUCCGAUUUUCCCCCCUCAAGAACUCAAGAAAACUCACACACGCUACAAUUUCAAUGGUUUCUUCAGUGUCGUGCAGCUAAAUAAAUGGAAAACAAGUUGGAGGAGAAGAUUGGAGAUCGUGGAAGGCCUUAUCAUUUCCAAACUAUGUUCUGCUCAGAGGCAAGGCCCAAAUAAAAAGACAAAAAGCCGGGAUAUCCACAUGGGAACUUACAUUUUUAUCUGUCAAAAUUCAAUUGAGCUUUAAACUAAAGAUAGAUCGAGAAAAACGAAAAAAAAAAACAAAACAAGAAAAAAAAGGAAGUAAAAAACUUGAACAAAAAAGAAGAGAAGAGAUAAGUAAGAAAUAGAGAGAGGAAUCGCAUUGUUUCUACAUAUUACUUAUAAAUGUGCCGUUUAUAGAUGUCUACAAUUAUAUACAACAAAUAUAGAUAUAUACCUAGAUAUAUAAUCAGAUCGAAAUCGAAGCUAGAACAGCAAUUUGCACAACUCUUCCUAAAGGAAAUAAAAAGAAUAAAUACAAAUCUAAAUCUAACUAACGAUUAAAUUACAUAUAUGCCACAAUUACCGAGAUUUCAAGAAGUGACGGACUAACUCCAAGCAAUUAAAACGUUAUAUUUGAAUAACUUAUGAACUUAUGAUACCAUAUAUGUAUGUGUGUACUCUAUACUCUUCCAACUAGACCCAGAGUCCCACUCGAACCCGGACCACAUGCGCGAUCCACAUAGCCAUUAGCCCACAAACACAAACACAAACACACGAUCCACACAAUCCACUCUCGACUUAGUGUUCCAAAUGCGCAUCGGAUCAGAUCGGAUAACCAACCCUUAGCUGAAAUUCGACUAGCAAAAUCAAUACGUUAGUAACACUUAUUCGUGCGUUAAGAUUAGGGAGAUCAUCUGGUACAUACCUUACUUUAAAAAUCAACCAAAAUGCCGGGUAAUUAAUCAAUAAAAUACAUAUUAUUAGUUCUAAUCUAAGAGGAAAAAAAA
Messenger RNA from Drosophila mauritiana, 7816 nucleotides. It is a transcript of the gene AGO1, whose product is annotated as protein argonaute-2. Gene Ontology annotation, molecular function: protein binding; RNA binding. The record is from RefSeq and is a predicted model, not a curated record. The coding region runs from base 965 to 3817 and encodes 950 amino acids. Lineage: Eukaryota; Metazoa; Arthropoda; Insecta; Diptera; Drosophilidae. The transcript has 6 exons.